Perca flavescens (yellow perch) is the source of this 2089-nucleotide messenger RNA. It is a transcript of the gene csnk1da, whose product is annotated as casein kinase 1, delta a. Bases 541 to 1755 code for a protein of 404 amino acids. Gene Ontology annotation, biological process: protein phosphorylation. NCBI's taxonomy places the organism in Eukaryota, Metazoa, Chordata, Actinopteri, Perciformes, Percidae. Gene Ontology annotation, molecular function: ATP binding; protein kinase activity. The record is from RefSeq and is a predicted model, not a curated record. The transcript has 9 exons.
UCCGACGUUGUCCCUGAAGGUUUCACAGCCGCGCAGGCAGUGUGGGGGCAGCCGUUGGCGAUGCUGGUAUCUGUUGGCAGCUCUUCACUAAGAAGCUCUCGGCGGAGUCCUCCCUCAUCACCAGCAACAGGGAAGUGAUGUCAGUCAGACACCUCCAGCAGAUUACUGACAGAGCGGAGACAGCGACAGGGGAAGAAUUUAACCAACCUCCGCAAAAUCCAUCUUCAUCCGCGAAGAAUUAACGAGUAUCCGUAUCAAAAACAGCGGGAGCAUAAAGUACGAACUGCAACCUUUUUAACAAGCUGCGUAUUAGCACAAUAUGAGGUUAGCAGGGUUUUAAAACAAGUGGCGAAAGAUUGUGAGAGCUGACUUCAUCCAGAGACAACAUAACGUCACAAGGAGACACAGUUCAAUCGCUCCUGGAGGUUUUAAUGUGUUUGGUGUUUUGAACAGGCUUGGCGUUUAAACCUAAAAAUUUUUUUGGGGCUAUUUUGAAGCUAGCGAGCGCGCUUGCUAGCCGAAGACACAUCGCUUAAAACCAUGGAGUUAAGAGUGGGGAACCGAUAUAGACUGGGCAGGAAGAUAGGCAGUGGAUCGUUUGGGGACAUCUACCUGGGUACCGAUAUCUCAGUUGGAGAGGAGGUAGCCAUCAAGUUGGAAUGUGUGAAGACCAAACACCCCCAGCUCCACAUCGAGAGCAAAAUCUACAAGAUGAUGCAGGGUGGAGUGGGUAUUCCAACGAUUAAGUGGUGCGGGGCCGAGGGGGACUACAACGUGAUGGUGAUGGAGCUGCUGGGGCCCAGUCUGGAGGAUCUGUUCAACUUCUGCUCUCGAAAGUUCAGCCUCAAGACAGUCCUGCUGCUGGCUGACCAGAUGAUCAGCCGCAUUGAGUACAUCCACUCCAAGAACUUCAUCCACAGAGACGUGAAGCCAGACAACUUCCUGAUGGGGCUGGGCAAGAAGGGCAACCUGGUCUACAUCAUCGACUUCGGCCUGGCCAAGAAGUACCGCGACGCCCGCACACACCAGCACAUCCCCUACCGCGAGAACAAGAACUUGACCGGCACCGCCCGCUACGCCUCCAUAAACACACAUCUGGGCAUCGAACAGUCCAGGCGGGACGACUUGGAGUCGCUGGGCUACGUCCUCAUGUACUUCAACCUGGGUUCUCUGCCCUGGCAGGGCCUCAAAGCCGCCACCAAAAGGCAGAAGUACGAACGCAUCAGUGAGAAGAAAAUGUCCACGCCAAUCGAGGUCCUCUGCAAAGGCUACCCAUCCGAGUUUGCCACCUACCUGAACUUCUGCCGCUCGCUGCGCUUCGACGACAAGCCUGACUACUCGUACCUCCGCCAGCUCUUCAGGAACCUCUUCCACAGACAGGGCUUCUCCUACGACUACGUCUUUGACUGGAACAUGCUCAAAUUUGGUGCCAACAGGGCCGUGGAGGACGCAGAGAGGGAGCGUCGGGAGCGUGAGGAGAGGCUGAGGCACAGCAGGAACCCCGCAGCCAGGGGCAUGCCCUCGGCCUCUGGAAGAGCCAGGGCGGCGCCGGACGUCGCAGCCCCCUCUCCACUCAACCCUGCCUCACACACAGGUCUGGAGAAGGAGAGGAAGGUGAGCAUGCGUCUUCAUCGUGGGGCACCUGUCAACAUCUCCUCUUCAGACCUGACGGGACGCCAGGACACAUCCCGCAUGUCCUCACAGGCCCUGUCCCGGGUCACACCCAGUGGCCUUCAGUCCGCAGCUCCACGGUGAAACCCUCCCAUCCAUCCGUGCACCAUGUAGGCCUCAACGUGCUCCACCUGCAGCAGACACACACACACACACACCUACACUUACACCUAAAUAUUACACACACCUACACCUAAAUAUUACACAAACAGGACUCUUAAAUGACACAGGACUACCAACUAAUGCUGAGUCAGGCUGCGCUCUUGUUCACUUGACAGAGGAAAAGCUACACAACCAGGAGUGUAUGUGUGUGUUUGUGUGUGGGGGUGGGGUGUGAGAGGUAGGCGGGUGGAGUACAGUUUGGUAGCAGCCACGGCUUCCCUUCUUCUCCAAUGGAAGAUGUGGGAACCCCCCCCCC